AUGGCGGGAAGCGACAGCAACUCGAGCUCAAAGGUCGAUGUGGUGGAGGUCAGUGGAAGGGAGGUGGAGGCAUCAGGGUCGACAUUCGACACCCCUCUGGGUCGUCGGAUGAGUCCUGUCGAUGACCUCAAGCACCGCCUCUCGCUAUGGGGUGAGUCUAACCUCCAACCAGAUGACAGUGAUGAAGAAGGAUCAGAAUACGAACUUCUCUUAGAUCCCAAUCUGCCCGAGGAGUAUACACGGCCGGCCCUGGGACCUCCCCGUAGCUCAUCAGCCUCGACAUAUUCCGACGAGGAGAAGAUUAUGACUAUCAACAAGGAGGGAGAGGAGGACUCGCCCUACCCCGAAGUCAGGGCUGCCGUCCGGAAUUAUGAUGUCGACGCACCGUGCAACACGGUUCGUGCUUGGACCAUAGGACUGGUUCUUGUCGUCGUUGGCGCCUCCAUGAAUACCUUGUUCUCUCUCCGAAAUCCAGCCAUUGGCCUUGGUGCAUUGAUUGCUCAGAUCAUUGCCUGGCCUAUGGGCCACGGUUGGGCCAAGGUCAUGCCUACCCGGCAGUUCAACACAUUUGGGCUUCGGUGGUCGCUGAAUCCUGGACCUUUCAACAUCAAGGAGCACUCCAUCAUCGUUGUGAUGGCCAGUGUAUCAUUUUCUGUUGCUUAUGCCACUGAUAUUAUCCUGGCUCAGAAAGUGUUUUACAAGCAGGAUUUUGGAAUACCUUUCCAGCUAAUGCUGACCAUAUCAACUCAGUCACUUGGUUAUGGCAUCGCUGGUAUUAUGAGGAAGUUCCUCGUCUACCCUGCGGCCAUGAUCUGGCCUGGAAACCUGGUCUCCGUGACACUGAUGAAUGCCAUGUACGAGGGCAACGAGAACCCGGAUCCCACCGUGCUUGGUGGUAAAAUGCCUCGUUACAGGUGGUUCGGACUCAUUACUCUCGGUGCCUUCGUCUACUACUUCAUUCCUGGCUACCUGGCCCAGUUCUUGAGCACCUUUGCCUUCGCCACUUGGAUUGCUCCGCAGAACCCAGUCGUCAACCAGCUGUUUGGCUAUACAACUGGCUUGUCCCUGGUUCCCAUCACCUUCGACUGGUCGCAGAUCGCGGGUUUUGUUGGCUCGCCUCUGAUUCCACCUUUCCAUGCCAUUGCGAACACCCUUAUUGGAGUCUUCACUUUCUUCAUCAUUGGAGCGUCAGUCUUCCACUACUCUGGUGUCUGGUUCGCCGAGUUCUUGCCCAUGAGCGACUCUAGCACAUACGACAACACGGGUUCGACCUACAACGUGUCGCGGAUCUUGACGCCCGAGUUCACCCUGAACGAACAAGCUUACAGGGAGUACUCGCCUCUCUUCAUCAGCACGACUUUCGCCAUGUCCUACGGCCUGUCGUUUGCUGCUAUUGCUUCCCUCAUCGUGUACACGUAUCUGCACCACGGCAAGAUGAUCUGGGCUCAGUGGAAGAACUCAAAGACCGAGGAGGACGACAUCCACAUGAAGCUGAUGAGGAAGUACCCCGAGGCUCCGACCUGGUGGUACAUGAGCUUGUUCGCUCUGAUGCUUGGCAUCGGCUUCAUCGCCGUGCUCGCAUUCCCCACCAAUCUGACGUGGUGGGCGUUCUUGCUGUCCGUAGCAAUCUCGUUCUGCUUCUCGCUACCGAUUGGAAUCAUCCAAGCCAUCACCAAUAACCAAAUCGGCCUCAACGUCCUGACCGAAUUUGUGUUUGGCUACAUCCAGCCCGGGCGGCCUCUCGCUCUCAUGAUCUUCAAGACAUUUGGGUAUAUCACCAUGAGCCAGGCCCUCAGCUUCGUGGGGGAUCUCAAAUUUGGACACUACAUGAAGAUCCCGCCACGGACUAUGUUCAUGUCUCAGGUGGUCGCAACGACGUUCUCAUGCUUCAUCCAGAUCGCCGUCCUCAACUCUGCACUGGCGGCCAUCCCAGAGGUUUGCACAACGACUCAGCGCGAGCAUUUCACCUGCCCAGGUGGUAAAGUCUUCUUCUCGGCCUCCGUCAUCUGGGGUCUCAUUGGGCCGGCCCGCAUGUUCUCGCCCGGCCAGAUCUACUCAGGUCUCUUCAUCUUCUUCGGCAUCGGCGCCGUCGUGCCCGUCAUCAUCUACUUUGCCGCCAAGAAAUGGCCCAAGUCGCCUGUCAAGUACCUGAUGGCUCCGCUCAUUUUCGGCGGCGCGGGUUCCAUCCCGCCGGCCACACCACUCAACUACCUGACCUGGGGCAUUGUGGGCUUCGUGUUCCAGUACUACAUCCGCAAGCGCUAUUUCGCCUGGUGGAGCCGCCUCAACUUCCUGACGUCUUCUGGUCUCGACCUCGGCCUUGCCCUCAGCACCCUCACCAUCUUCUUCGCCUUCACUCUGAAUAGCAUUGACCCUCCCAGCUGGUGGGGCAACAACGUUAUCACCACCACCAUGGACUUCCAGGACACGGCCAUCCAGACAGUGCUCCCUCAAGGACAAACCUUUGGGCCGGCGAAGUGGACAUGA
Diaporthe citri is the source of this 2487-nucleotide messenger RNA. RefSeq lists its product as uncharacterized. The coding region runs from base 1 to 2487 and encodes 828 amino acids. NCBI's taxonomy places the organism in Eukaryota, Fungi, Ascomycota, Sordariomycetes, Diaporthales, Diaporthaceae. The record is from RefSeq and is a predicted model, not a curated record. Gene Ontology annotation, biological process: transmembrane transport. Gene Ontology annotation, molecular function: oligopeptide transmembrane transporter activity. The transcript is spliced from 5 exons.